UUUUUAAAUUUUUGGUACAGGCGGGGAUCCACUUAUGUUGCCUAGUAUUGGUCUCAAACUCCUGGGCUCAAGCCAUCCACCUACCUCAGCCUCCUAAAGUGCUAGGAUUACAGGCAUGAGCCACUUUACCCAGCUGAAUUUGUAAAUCUUUGUUGCACUUAUUUACAUUGAUGUGACAAAAGGGGCCUAAACAGUUUCCUUGCGUGUAAUAAAUACUACUUCUUUGCGCAACCUACUUUGGAUAAGUGAGGUACUAAAAACAAAACCAAAAAAAGUGAAGCAUUAAUGAAUUACCUCUACAAAGGAAAUAUUAACUAAUCACACCUUCAAAGGAAGAGUGCUCUAAAUCCAAGGUAGUGUUAACAUUUUCAUAACUAGUCCAGACUAUCCUGUCUGCUUGUGAUUACAAUUGUAUUUGCUCAGCAAGCUUCCAGGCCUACCCACUAGACUUUGACGGAAAGUGAGCAGUACUGUACUGACAUCUGCCUCUGCCCCACCCUUAAUUCUGACAUCAGAAAGCACUUCCAAGAAGCUCCUUGGAAUCACUGUAGACAGGGUGAAAAGGAAAUUCACCAGGAGGUUAUUCCAAAGACAUGUUAGCUUUCAGCAUAUCAACAGAUUGUUGAAGGAAAAUGGUGCCAACAGACCCUGCUAGCAAAAAGAAAUAUGAAAUGUGUUCUAUUUUAAGAAAAAAAUCAGGCCCAUUAAAGACAAGUCAUCAUACAUUCUCCAUAGUCGCAAUGGGACAUACUUAGACUAAAAAAAAAUUAUUUGACAUUUCUCCGAAAUUCAAAUUAAAUUGGGCAUCUAAUGUUUUUAUUUGCUAAAUAUGUCAACCUUAUCUAUAUUCAUUCAAGAAAGGACUAUAUUUUCCUGACCACAAAGAAGCAUAAAAUACACUAUUGCUGGUGUUAAUAGAAAUGGUUAUAUCAAAUCCUUUCCACCAAUUCAAAUUUAUUUUAUAUUUAUAAUAGGACAGUGGCAAUCCAUGAUAGAAUUAUGUUGCUUUCUGUGAAGUUAAGAGAAUAUAAUUUUUUGAAUUUUAGUAAAAAACUACGCAUACCACUGUACAUUUCUUACCUAUGAACUUCCAUUAUUGCUAAAGUAAGUUGAUAUGAGCUCAGUUAAACACCCACUAUGACACGUACCUCACUUAACUUAGGCCCAGAGCAAUCACUGCUGCCCUUAGGGCAGCACUGGCUGAAUUUACACAUGGUUAUGAGUUUGGCAUACCAACUUUCUAUAUUUCAGGGCCUCUGAAAUCAAGGACUUCUGAAUGAGACACCAGUCUCUUUCACAUAUUACAUUAAAAUGUCAAAGCAAUACUAUUCCUUUAAAAAAGGGGUAGCAGGUGAACUGGAAGAUAAUACAUUUUUGACAUUAUGGGACUUUCUAGAGUCCUGGAUUAUUCAAAAUGAUUGGAUGGCAAUUUUCUUUAUAAUUUUCCUAGGAAUUAUUUUUGAGAUAAUAUUCAUGAAAACGUGUGCAUACUUUUGGAAGAAUCCCACACUUCCUGAAGAGGGUAGCUCAGAUGUCCAGGAGAGGGAAGACAGUUGCCUGAAGAGCAUGGCAUUUGCUCCAGAGAAUUCGUCAGUUAUGAACUCAUCUUCGGAAGAAAGGGUUGGCACCUUUUCAGAAAAAAGAGUUACUUCAUUACUUACAUCUGAAGAAAAGGAAUGUGACUUUGAAGAUAGAAUUUUAUUAUCACAUGAAAUAAUAUGGUCAGGUACUAGUGAAAGUGAAGAUCAAGUAAGUCACUCUAGUGAAAGUCAUAUGCCAUCUUCAAAUGGAAUCAGCUCAUCUUUGUCAUUGUUUAAUUCAGAAGUAGAGAAAAUGUGUCUAAGCCAUACAGAGCAUCCAAUGAAUAUGAAACAAUACAAUGAAUAUGAAACAAUACAACAUGAAUAUGAAACAAUACAAUUUUCCUCCAAGAAAUUAUUUUCAAUGAUGAAAACCAACAAAAACAAAAAUUCAGAAUUUUCUUCUGAUCUUAGCUUUUCAGCUUCUAGAUUCACUGUAGAAAAUGAAGACUUAGAUGUGGCACCUUGCCCUCCUGCCCAUUUAUUUCUUUCUAGAGAUCAAGUUAGACUUCUGGAAGAAAAUGUGAGAAAUCAAAUUCCUUCAAAACCAAAAGCUAAGUUAGAGAGUAAAACUACUUAUCAGUGCUCAAGAUCUCAACAGUCCUUGAAUCAGAAUCAACCUUAUGUUGGAAUGGUUAUUUCUGUCCAAGCACAGGAUUCUUUUCCAGGACAAAAUACUAUUCAGAAUCAAGGUCUUUAUGAAGUCCAAUUUACUAGUAUAAAUCAUAACCAAGAAUUAAUCAACAGCCAGCCUGAUAUCAAGGCCAGCGGCUUUGCCCAGCCUCAAGAUGUGAUGACGAAGCCAUUUUGUAGCAGGGCACAAGAUUCAUUUCAGUCCCAAGAUUUGGAGAGGAACCAACAUUUUGUUGAAGUUCCAUCAGUUGUUGAGGCACAAUAUUCAGUCAAGAGCCUGGGGUCUGAUGAACACUUCGGUGAGGACCAACAUUCUGUUUGGUUGAUAAAUUCAAACAAGAUUAAAUAUUCAACUAAGAGGCAAGAUAUUAUUUUUAAGAAUGCUGGAUUUCUAGUUUUAACUCUGAAUCCAAAUUUAGUUGCUGAAGAUAUUCCACACCUAAGGACUGUAAAACCAGAAGGCCAGCAACAAAUUGUUUCAUCAGAAUUCAACAAAGAUUCUGUAUAUAGCUCAGUGCCUCUUUCAUCUACCAUUAAAGGGCAGAAAAAUAGAAGAAAAACACCAGACAGUAAAAACAAACUCAGUCUUAACAUUCCAUCUCUAAAAGCCAAAAAACCACCAACUUCACAAGUAUUUCAAAUCACAGCAUGUCACACUUUAAAAAAUAGGAAUGAGUUAGGAUGCAAGAAUAACACUGACAAGAAAGAAUUACAUGAAAGGAAAGAUAUAUCAGAUGUAGCUUUGCAUCUUAUUUCUGUUUCCAAGCUUAUUCUGCCUUAUAUUAAAAAUUAUUCCAGAAAACAACUAGUGAAAUUCAUGCCAGGUUUAAUAAAAUGUGGACAUUUUCUGCAGAAGAAAAAUAAGUCACCAGCUACAGAGAAAAUCAAUUAUACAGGUGCUGCUGAGAAGACAAGAAUCUUGGGUGCUACUAAAAAAGAAAAGGAGUAUGACAAAGAAAAUAAAGGACUAAAAAAUAUUUCACCAAAAAUGUUACCUCAGCUAGAAAAAUCCUUCAUGGUCAACACCGAUCAACUAAAAGCACCUUGUUUACUAGUAGAAACAAAUGGGAAGAGUAAGGAAUCUCUUAAAGACCCAGUUACACAAGCAAAGGAAAUUGCUAUUACAGAAUUGCAUGCUCCAAAUAGUAGAAAACCAUUUGAUCUUCAUAUUCUGAAGCACAAGACAUCUUUAGAAGAUGCUAUAUCAAAACCUAUGCAGAAACUCAUUUCCUCUCCCAAAAUGGAAACGAACAAUAGAAUGAAAAUACAGGAGGUCCUGCAAAGUUCAGAGAAUUCCCAUCGUCAACUUUCAAAUGGAGAGGAUUUACCAACUAGUACACCAAAAAUGCAAAGGUGCUUUCCAAGGGAAAAUACACAGAAACAACAAGAUUUUUUGCAACUUGUUCUGGAGUUGUCAAAUGUCCAUUUGCUAAUUUCCCUGGGAAGCAAUAUGCAUAAAAGCAGUGAAGAAUUAAAAGCCGUAAAAAUUCAAGUGAGUACAGAAAGUGUAAAUCUGAAGGAAAAUGAACCACUGAUGCUUAAUGUUACAGAUGACCUAAGUGAAAGUGAGGCACUAGAAUGCAACGCUAGAAAUAACGUAACAAACAUGCAUCAAGAUAAAGAAAUGUCUGAUGCAUUUCACAGUGCCGCUUGCACUACCAUUUCUGAACUAUCUGAUACAGAAAUAGAUAGCAGAUUGAAAGCAAAGGCAGACACAUUAAGAAGAAUAAGGGUCAGUCACUCAGUGUCAAAGCAUGAGAAAUUACCAGAUGAGAAGGAAACACAGAAUGCAGAAUACAUUGAUAAGAGCUCUACCUUUAAAAAGUCACAACAAUGUGAUAGAAAGGAAGAGGAGAAAGAAGCAAAUUCAGAGCUGCCACAAGACUUCAGAUUCAGCAUGCAUCUAAAGCAAAGGCCCAAAUACAUCAAAUUUGAAAUGGAACAGAUCAGUUCAGGAAGUAGUAAAGCCCCAAACAAAGAGCAAGAGGUACAACCACAAACUCUUUCUACACAAACAAUUUUGGAGACUAGUCCAUGCCCCAUGAUGGAUCCAUUUCAAGUUGAGAAGGUGAAGCAAAGCACAGAUAGACCUACAGACAGAAAGAGUGCUGCAGAUCCAAAGAAUCCACUUACAAUGCCAGAGAACUUGGCAGUUGGUGAACUUGCAGUUGAAACAACAGAGUAUAGUGUUCCAUUUGGUGGAAACCUCCGAAAGACAAUGGAUGGUCAUACUGUAGAAGAAAAGGAAGACAUAAAAAGAGAUUUACCUGCAGUUGCCCUGGGGUGUUUCGAUAUCCACUUGCUUACUUUAUCACAUCUUAAAAGGCAGAAAAUUAAAAAAACAUUAUCAGAAACAAAAAAUGUACUCAGUGUCAAAUACGUAAUUAUGAAAGUAAAGAAGCCAGCAAUCUCACUGAUGCCUUACAUCAAUAUAUACGGUACUCCAAACCACAGGAAAAAAAUGGGAGGCAAUUUUGAAAUCAUAAUUAAACAGAUACUGCAAGAUAAAAUUGUGGCAGGUGUGCUUCUGAAUGUUAUUAACCCUCACCUGUCUAUUUUGCCUAAUACUAGAAUGCACAGCGGAUUAAAUGCAGAGAAUCACAGUUAUAUCAAGGUAGUCCAAGAGGAAUCCCAAAUUGGAAGGGAAGAAAAGUGUCCAGCUUUCAUUAAUAAGGGAAAUGAAUCCCAAAACGCACUAGAAGCUAAAUUGCAAGAUGAAGUAAAACGCAUCAAAGAAACUCUACCAAAAGUAGCCCUACAUGAUAGCUGGAGCCUUGGACUUGAUGCACAUCUAGCGAAGGAGAUUAAAACAGAGAAAGAAAUGCAUCAGCCAAUCCCAUUCACAGAAACUACUAUGGAGUCUGUUGUCUCUCCCAUAAUGCAAUCAUCUCAUGUUGAGAAUGUGAAGAGCAGUCAAACAACAAAAACAGACUGCAAAUGCACUGCAGAUUCAGAGAUGCCUCCUCCAAUAUCAGGAAAAUCACUGAUUGGACACUUUUUAAACCAAACAAGAGAAAGUGAUGUUCCAAGUAAUGGAAGUGAUACAAGAGAAAUGGGUUACUGUUUUGCAAGAAAAAAGACAGAAAUACCAAAAGAUUUACCAGCAGCUUCGCCAGAGACUUUCAAUUGCUGCACACCUGUUUUGUCUUCUUCUAAAGCGAUGAAAAAGAGGGUAACAUUUGCACUCACGACAAGUACAGUGAAGUCCAAAUGCGUAAAUGCAAAGGAUGUGAAGCCAUCAGUCUCAGAGACAGUCAGUGUCACAAGCCACAGAAAGAAAUCGGAGUUAGACUUUAAGUUUAAAAAGAUAAACCAAGCUAAAGGAUUGGUGCCUGAAUAUCCAAAUGCCCUUUGCUCUCCAAUGCAUAGCAGAUUGCAGAGAGAUUUCUGUCUCUCUGUGUCUCAAUUAAAGCAAGGAGAACCAGCAGAUAAGACAUACACUGAUGUCUUUGCUAAGAGUAGUGUAUUCCAUGACAGAGAGGAAAAAUCUCAAGACCGAGAGGAAGAGGAACAAAAAGCUUCAUUAGAAGCAGCGCCACAGCUUAGCCAGCACCUGGGGUCUGAUGCCUGUCAAAUGAAGGAAAUCCAUCUUGAAUCACACCCAGCACUGAAUUAUUUAACACUGGAGCAAUGUGUUAAUGGAAAAAGUUUGCAGCACCAAACAGAUUUUAAACAAACUACUUUAAAGACUAGUCUCCAAAUGGGUCCUUUAGAAGCUGAAGAAGUACAAAAAGCCAACAAAACCAAAAAUGACAUAAUAGCCCUUGUGGGUCCUAAGAUUCCACCUCCCAAAGCUUUGCAGGCUCCAGAGAAUAGCCAUGGCUUCAUACUCAAUGCACAUCAGAGGGAUCAUGAGCUUGUCAAAUCAGAUGACGGACGGAACCAACCAGGAAAUGCAAAUAUCCAGGUACAACCACAAACACAUUUUACACAAACUAUUUUGGAGUCUACUUCAGGUCCUACACUAGAUCAAUUUCAAUUUGAAAAGGUAGAGAGUUAUGUUAGGUUUUCACCUCUAAAGUCUGGGGAAGCAAAGGUUGAUGAAAUCAUAUCUUAUGCAAGAGAAGGUGGUAUCUCAUCUGAUUCUAGCCAUCAGAAGGAACAGGCUGGUGGGAGUGAAAAGAAGGAAACAGUGAUUUUUGAUUCCUGCAUGUCUGCUUUAUCUACACCUAAAAGGAAGAGAAACUUAAAACAAUUUUCAGACAUGAAAACUUUAGUGAAUCCCAAAUGUGGAAUUAUGAAGGCAAAGAAGCCAUCAAUUUCAUACAUGCUCAAUAUCAAGGCUAGUGCUGGUCCAAACCACAGAAAAGAACUGAGCUGUAACUUGACAACCAAAAUGAAAGAAGUGCAUCAAGGCAAAAAGGGGGCAGAUAAAACAUAUGCUUUCCUGACUAUGACACCUGACAUUAACACGUAUGGCAAGGUGGAGACAGAAAAAGACACACUUAGAGAAGAAAGACUCGGUUGUACUCGAGUAAAGCAAGAUACAUCUCCAAAUGAAGACAGUAUUACUUCAGAUAACAUUAAAGAAACCUGUCUUCAAGAUGAAGAGCAAGAAGAAAGGAAACAGGAGGCAUUGUUAAAAGUAAUUCCACAACACGUGCAACAUUUCAUAUUCCGUUCAGGUCAGAGGGAGGAUCUCGACUUUCACAAAUUAGAAAACCAAGGAAGUAGGAAAAUUCUGUUUGUUACCAAGCAAGAUGUCCCACAACAACUUCAUUCUGCAGAACCAAUACAAGGGGUGGAGACAAACAAAUGCCUCCAGACCCAAAAUGGCACAAUAUGUACAGUAAACGCAAACCUUCCUCUAAAAUCAGAGGACUCACUAAAUGGUGAAGUUCUAAUUGGUGCAAUAAAACAUGGUGUGCCAACUGACAGGAAAUGUAGGGGGGAACAGCACGAUUCAGGUAAAGGGGAAAAGGUUGAGUUUCAUAGAGAUCUACGAGCAACCGUCCUGGAGUUACAGAUAUCGCCACAUGGUGGGGAGGCAGAGAAGGCCAAUUUGACUGAUAUGGAAAGCGGAUCUAACGUUGCAAUCAACAUGAAUGUACAACAUGAAAGGGGAGAUAAAAAUAUUCAGAAAAUGUUGUCAGACUCAGUUCCAUGCCAUAGUCAACACCUCAGUUUCAGUGCACAUCAAAUGAAAGAUCCUGACCCUUGCAAAUUAGGAUCUGAACUGAAAAGUCCAGAAGACAGAAGUUCUUGGAAUUUGUCUCAUAUACUGCAAAAAACAAAGCAAGAAACACACUUUAGAGAAACGAUUUUAGAGCCUAUUUCUAGGUACAUGAUGAAACAAAGUCCUCAUAUGCAAGAAGGAAUAAAAUGUAUGGUAGGUCCAAAGACUUCAUUUCCCAAAACAGGGAAAUCAGAGAUUAGUUCAAUACCAUUUGAUACUCCUUUGGAUGAAAAUCCUAGAAGGAAAUGGAAUAGUUCUAUUUCUGAGAAAACUGCAUGGAAUCAAAAAAACUUAAGAACAGUCUUAAAACCUUUAGAUUUCUCCAGCCUUGUGUCAUCUGAAUAUGAAAGCCGGAGCUAUACGUUAGAGUUUAUGGGCAAGAAAAGUAUAAUGAGUCCCAAACGUGUAACUUUGAAGGCAAAGCAACUACCAAUUUCACGGUUGUUUAAGAUCAUAAGAUAUCCUACAGAAAACCAUGGAAAGAAAAAGCAACACCACUUUAAGUACAGGAUGAAAGGGAGGCAAUGGUACACAAGUAUAGGAGAGGCAUUACUCAGUGCCACUGAAUAUGCGAAGAGUCUACCAUCCAAAGCAGUGAUUGAUAAACUCUUAUUCAAUACAGCAGUGAGGGGCAUUCUGUCUAACAGAACACGCCGACAAAAUCUGGAUGGUCUUAUUGCAGGUGAAAAGGAAGAGGUACAAGAAAACGUAGCUGAAACUUUCUUGGGUCCUUUAGAUUUCCUCAUGCCUGUUUUAUCUAACCCUAAAAACCAGAUGAACACAGUUCACUUAUCAGAAAAAGAAAUUAUAUUGAAUUCCAAAUAUUUACCUAUGAAGGAAAAGAAGUCAUUAGUUUCACAGAUACAUAAAAUCAAUAAGCAAUCUGCCACAAAACAUAGGAAGAAACUUAAAUCCUAUUUAAAAACUCUAUCCAACAGAACACUCCAAGAAAAUCAUGGUCAUAUUACAGAGGAAAAGGAAAAAGUACAGGAAAACUUAGCUGCAACUUUCUUGGGUUCUUUAGAUUUCUUCAUGCAUGUUUUAUCUGACUCUAAAAACCAGAUAAACACAGUACAGUUAUCAGAAAGGAAAAUUAUAUUGAAUCACAAAUGUUUAACUCUGAAGAAAAAGAAGCCACCAAUUUCACAGAUACAUAAAAUCAAUAGACAGUUUACUGCAAAAUAUAGGAAGAAGCUGGAAUCCAAUUUAAAAACCAAACUGAAAGCAACGUGGCAAGGUGGAAAUGUGGCUGAUGCAUUUCCAAAUACCAUAUUCUUCACUCCAGAUACCACUAACAUUAAAAAGCCAAGCAGAUUCCAAACAGAGAUAGACAUGAGAAUAUCAGGGUUAAGUCAUACACACCCAACACAAAUAGAGUCACCAGCUGAAGUGAUAACAAGGUAUUCUGAUUCCAUUGACAAGAGAGGAACUUCCAACUUGUUAAAGGGAGCAAAACUACAUGAUAGAGAAAGUGGGGAAGAGAAGCAAGAACAUCUUACAGAAAUGGGUCCAUUCUACGCAGAAAACUUCAUGGCAAAUACAUAUCUUACAAAGGAUCCUCAUCCUGGCAAAUCAGAAGAUGUGCUUUUGGGAGAAAUUUUUUUCUCAAAAAGUCAGAUUUACAAAGGGAAUGUAGAAAAAAAUGUAAAAAUGGAAAAAAACAAAAAUGGAAAAGGAAGUCUCAAAGUUGGGCUCCCAAGGAAGGAGAAAUCAGAUAACUGUGCAGAAUUGAGUGAGCCAACAGAUGAUGCCAUAUCAAAUAAAUAUGGUAAAGAGAACAUUGGCUAUUCUGUUUUAAAAGAAAAAGCAUUCUGUAAUCUGGCAGGAAUUGUCCCAGGUUCUGUUGGCAGGCAUUUGCCUGCUUCAGAAGAAAUGAAAAGACAGAAUGACAGCCUUCAAACAGCUGACAGGUCAAGUCCUGAAGGUAGACCUUUGCAGGCAAAGCAGUCAGCAGUUCCACAAUCAUUUGAUACUGCAGGUCAUGCUGUUCUAACCAUUCAUAAGGAAGAGAAACAGAAGUUGAAAGCCCAGAAGACAGAAGUAGAGAGAAAUGAAGCUGCAAUAAAGCUAAAAUCUACACGUGUUCCUAUACCUAGUCUACUACACAUAAAAAUGGAGCAAUCAGCUGGUACCUGGGGUAUAGAUGAACAAUCUUCUGAAACAAGAAAUGCCCUAAACAAAGCAAAAGUUAGGGAGAAAGAAGGGUAUGGACAACAGGUUUGUUUUCGAACAGCUCCACAGUACAUCCAGCCAUCUGAGUUUGGAACAGACCAAAUGAGGGACCCUGGUCCUUUCAAAACAGAAGCACCCUUAGUCAGUACAGUGUGUUCUAAGAACAUCACUCCCCAGAAAACAGAAGUUGAUUUAACGGAUCAAGAAGCAAAGAUAAAUGUUGCAGAAGAGUUUAACCCAGAGUCCGUUGUUUUCCCUAAGAUACAUCUACUUCAAAAUGAAAGCAAGAAAGAAUUUAAAACUGAAGACUGGAAAACAAGAGCAGAUCCCAAGACACUUGCCCUGCAAAAGAAACAGCAAGAGCCGUGUGUCUCAGGCACUACCUGGAGUUCACCUAAUCCCUACGCAUCUAUUUGUCCUACAAUCAUAAGACAUAAAGAUAAGGCAAAGACAGCAAAUGUGGAAAGUACUCUGCAUACCAAACAGGUAAAAUUGAAGGCAAAGAAAAUACCAGUUUCCCAGCUGCUUGAAUAUGGUACUGCAGGCAAUCAAAAGGAAACCAGAGGUAACAUCCAGCAGCAGAAGGCAUUCCGGCUGAAUAAAAAUGCAGUACAUCGAGUUCUAAAGGCUGUUUAUGACUCUGGAUACUUUGUGUCUAGCAUUAAAAAGCUUACAGAAGUAAAAAUGGAGAAAAACAAGCCAAAAGACAGGGCAUGCAUUCUUCCACAGUUAAAGCUGGAGAAACCACUAAAAGAAAUGCAAAGGUCAUUGUCAGGGUGUACUGACAUGUCCGGCAUUCUUAGCAAACAGGAACAAGAUAUUAGAGAAAAGGAACAAAAGCACCAAAGCAUUUUAGAAGACACAUCCCAAUACUGUAUUGAACCGUUAAGAAUUAGUUCACAACAUAUUCAUUACAGUAGUUUUGACGCCCCAAGAAUUAGAAAAGAUGGAGAACUUGAAUUUCCCGUUGCACAAAGAGCAAAGGAAAAAGAUAUAGGCAUGGCCAAACAUUCAGUUUCAGUUCCAGUUCCAUGGGAUAGCGAAGGAUCAAAGGGACUAGAUAUUCCGCCAAACUCAAAAGGACAGAAUAUACUUUUUACAGAGUUGGAUACUUCUCAACAGAUUUGCCAGGAGCAAGAAUUGCUGAAACAAGAAGAUAUUUCUAUGACAAACCUGGAGUUGAUGGCCUGCCCCAUUAUGGAACCUCUUCAUUUGGAAAACACAGGAAAGAUAGCUGAGGAAGAAGAUGUGUACAUUAACAGAAAAAAUAUUCCACAUGUAUUGGGAAGAGAAGGAUUAAUGGAAACGGAUAUCUUAGUAGGUUCUAAAGGACAGAAUUUUUUUUGUACAAAUCCAGAGGAUCAGCACGAAGUGCCUACGGUGCAGGAAGGACAGGUGAAUCCAGAUUAUGUUCCUGAAAGUAUUCUGGAUUCUGUAUCUUUUCCCAAUAAGGACCCUCUUCACUUAAAACAGACAGAGAAAACAAGGAAAGAAAAUGUUAGCAUCUCUGAAAGUUUCAAUGAAAAUCCUUGGGAAAGAGAGCAAUCAAAAUUAACUAACAUUACAUUAAAAUCAAAUAGACAGAAAAUGGACUUUUCAAAAAAAUUGAAGGCAAAGCAACUAAGUAACUGUUAUCAGAAUAAAGAGACUAUUCUGGAAUCCAUUUUCCCUUGCACGUUGCAUCAACUUCGUAUUGAAAAUCCCAAGAAAGAAGGCUCAGCAGAAGAAAUAAUGAGUUCAAAAGUUUUAAGCCCAAUGAUAGAGAAGGCAUCACACAAAGUAGGCAUUCCGGUGGAUCAACCUCCAUGUUCAGAGGGAAUACAUUUGAAUAUUAAAGGAAGAAAAGAACAUCCACAAGAAAGUACACACAAGGCUUUUCCAGCAUCUGUUUCUCACUCUCUAAUGGACAUACAUGAGAUUAAGUCAUCAAAGGUAAAGAAAGCAGAUAGUUCAGGGUGCCACAUUUCAAAUACAAAAGAAAUUGGCUUGCUUUUUACAGGACAGUCAGAACAGGAAGAAAAAUGUACAUAUGAGGCUCUUCCAAAGUCUGCACCUCACUCCAAAACAGAUCUACAUCGAUUCAAUGCCUCAAUGCAAGAAGAGAAAUUAGAUGCUAUGAAUAUUCUGCAUUAUGACCAUUUAACUUCACAGGCUAGAGAAGCAGUAAAACAAAUGGAUGUUAUAGUUGGAUAUACUCAAAACAGUAAAAAAGGACAAGCCUUACUCAAAACAGGCCAAAAAUGGCAGUGCCCACCAAUUUCCCAUGAGAACUUUUGGGAGCAUAUAUCUUACCCUCAAAAGCAUCCCUAUGUCCUGCAACAUUUAAUGCCUCAGGAAAAGGAAGCAAUAUCAGAAGGAGGUAAUGUAUCAAGCCGGACUCCAGGACUAGACUUGUUUUCUGAAGAUCAAAUAAGUACCGAAACUAAGGAUGGACUAGAAGGGAUUGUGCCCUUCGUUACUCCAAGGCAGAUGAAUAAUCAAGAUACAAUGCUGCCUUUAGGAUCAUACCAUAAAACUAUGAAAUAUCCAAGUCUCUUAUUUCCAAAAGGAAUGAAAUCAUCAGAGGGGGUACAGGUCUUUGAUUUAAUAUCAAAUAACAGCUCACCCAAGUUGAGAUUUGGGAAGAAAAUAGAAUCACAUAAGGCAAAUCAAAAGGUGCAAAAAGAAGUAUGUCUGCCUGUAAUAUUACAUCCUCUUUCUGUAUCCAUGCCUAUUUUGCCAGAAAGUAAGGGACAGAAGGAUAGCAUAAAACAAGUUAUUAGGAAAGGUGUGAUAUACCACAAAAGAAGACCUCCAAAAUUGAAGAAAUCGGUAUUUUCACAUAUACUCAAUACCAGUGACUGUGGUGCCCCAAGUGACAGACUAGAAAUGCAGUGGAACGUGACAGAGAAAAUGAUCAAUGUGAAACAUAGAAUGAGUGAACUAGAUUUGGUUGCAGCAAAAAUAUAUGAGUCCAUUCUUUCUUUACCUCACUUCAAAUUGAAUAAAGAGACAACUGAUGGGGUGGUCUCAAAUAAUGUAAAAAGGACAAAACAACAUAGAUCACAGGGAGAGAAGAAAGAUAGAGUCAAAGCAAUGGAUAUGAAAAGAAUAAAAAGCCCUAAUAUCAUUUUGAAGCCAAGUAAAUCAUCACUGUUACAUACACUCAGUAUAAAGGAAUUUCCUUUGCUGUUGGAUGUUAUGAAACAAGAGGGCAAGAUGCAAGAAGGUAAAGGUAAAUCAGGUAUGAAACUGACAAACUUGUGUACUUCUUUACCAUCUCUAUCACAUAGUAAUUCAAAUUCAAGAACAAAAGCAGGUAAAGAGAUGUCAGGAAUUCCAAAGGACUGCCUUCCACCACUAAAGCUCCAGGCAUCAUCGAACAUCAGAAGAGUAUCAUUUGCAGAGUCAAUUAAUAGAGAGAGUUUAAGUAAUGUAAUAAAAUUGAAAUGUUUGCCACAGAAAAAUAAGGAAGAUAGAGAAAAUAUAGUAGAUGUGAAAGAUAUAAUGGGCCUCAUAUGUAUCACUUUGAAAGGAAAGAAAUCACCUUUUAAACACUUACUGCAUGGAAAAGAACCACAGCGGAGCAGUAAAAAACUAGAGAAAAUGAUGUGGGAAGAUAAAAGUAAUCUAGACAUAGUUCAGAAUAAACUCUGUGCUUCUAUUCUUUCUUCACCUCACUUGCAAUGGAAUCCUAGAAUAAAAGAGGUAUACAUAAGAGAAAUAACAAGAUUCUGUCUUCCAUCCUCCACAUUCCAGGAAUUAUCAGACACAGUGGAAAAAUGUGAGCAGCCAGUUGGUGAUAUUCGAAGCAGUAUCGGAAAAGCAAAACAUAUACCGCAGAACGACAAAGACAGAGUGGAAAAGGCUUUGGAAAAAAUUAUGCACUCCAAAAGAAUAGCUCUGGAGGUGAAGCAGGCUUCAGUGUUCCAAGAAUUAAACAUCAAAGAGAAAGGGGAAGAGAUUCAGGAAAAUAAACAAGUUGAGAUUUGGAGCAAACCUUUUGCUUCCAUUUCUGUUCUACCUCACUCUAAAAUGGACGCAAUAAAAGGAGAGGAAGCCAUGGGAAUGAAAAUGAGAUCCUCUUUUUCACAGCCAAAUCUCCAAGAGUCAUCAGAUAUAGAGAAAAUAGCAUAUGAAAAGUAUAUUUCUGAUAAUAUCUCAAACAGUGUAAAAAAGACCCUAGAACAUAUAUUGGAAAAAGAACAGGAGAGGCUAAAAAUGGAAAAAAAUUUACCUUUGAAGAAAAGGAAAUUAUCAAUUUCACAGGGAAUUCAGUUGGAUAUCAAAGAGCAAGAGAAAAAGAUAGAAAAUAUUAAAGGUGAAUCAAGUGUGCUUCUGAUGAAUGCCAGCACUUCUAUCCCUUCUUCUCAUUUGCAAUUGGAUACAAGAAUAGAAAAAGCAGAGUAUGUAACUGAAGUAACGAGAAACUAUCUUCCAGAACUAUCACACCAAAAAUCAACAGAGGCAGGGAAAAAAGCAGAUGGAGUGGCCAAUGAGAAUAAUCUCACAACUGAAGUACAAAAAGCAAAAGAUGAUACGCAACAGAAAGAAGAGAGUGAAGUCAGAAUAUCAGCUAAGAAAGACAUAAGGCAUCCAGAAGACAAAGGUCUAAAAGGAAAGAAGGCCCUUUCACAGGACCUACCAUUGAAUCCUAAAGAGCCAAAGCAAAUGGAUCAAGAUGCUCAGGAGCAAGGGAAAGAAGACAGAGAAGGUGAGGAGCAAGGGAAAGAAGAUGGAAAAGGAGCAGGACAGGGAAGAGCUGAUAGAGGAGACAAACAGCAAGGGAAAAUACAUCACGAAGUGGAAGAGCAACAGCAAGCAGAUGGAGUAGGCAUAGAGCAUUGGAAAACGGAUGGGCACAAGAGUGAGAAGGAAGCAGUUCUUUUCCUAUAUCUGCCUUCCGAGUCCUCUCUAACUCGUUAUAAAUUGAACACAAGAAUAGAAGGAGAGGAAGAAUUACAAGGAAUAAUAAAAUCUGCUACUUCGCAGUUAAGGCACCGGAAAUCAUUUGAUGUAGGGAAAACAGCUCACACAAGGUCAUUUGGGGAGGAUAGCUCAAAUGAUGUAAAAACAUUACAAGUAUACAAGCUACAGGAAGAAGCAGAUGGAGAAAAGACGGUAAGUAUGGAUCCUGUAAGGCAACCUGAAGGCACAAUUUUUGAGGCAGAGCAAUUAACACUUCCACAUACACUCAGUAUUCCUGGCAGUGGUGGCUCAAAAACUGGAGAAGUACCAACAAACAUAAAAGAAAAACUGAGACAAGUAAAGGAAAGAAAGAGUGAACUAGAAGAGGUUCUGACAACAGCAUCUCUACCUCACCGUGAAUUAGAUAAAGGAACAGAAGGCACAAAAGAGAAACAAGGAGUAACAAGAGCCUUUCCUCCACCGUCAUGGGACACAGAAUCAUCAGAUACAGAGAAAUUAAAAUAUACAACGUCAUCUUUGAAUUAUAUUGCAGGUGAUUCACAAAGAACAAAAUACGCGGCCCAGAUACAAAAGGAUAAGGCAAAUACUUCUGAGAAAACUGUAAUGCAUCCCAAGUACAUCAUUAUGAAGGCGGAGAAAUCACCCAUUUCCCGUAUGCUAAAAGCAAAGGAACUGCAAGUGAACAUCAGUCAACAAGAGGAAAAGGCACAGGAAGGUGAGGUGGAAAUAGUCGUGCUUCUGAGCAAAACUUGUCCUUUUGUCACUUCUUCAACUUUCCUUGAGUUAGACUCAAUAAAAGAAGAAGGCGAACCAGGAAUAAGAAGAAGCUGUAAGCCACAUCUUGAGCUCCAGGCAUCAUUGCCUUCAGGGCAAACAGCACCUACAAAGCCAAUAGAGAGCCUUGUAAAGGAGGGGAAACAUCCUCUCCCACAGAAAGAAUGCAGAGUACAAACAGCAUCCAUGCAUGGUGUAAUACACCCCAAUGAUGCCAUCUUCGAGGCAAAGACAUCAGCACGUGCACAAGUGUUCAGCAUCACUGAGCACAGUCCUCCGAGCAAGAGAAAGGAGCCACAGUGGGGCAUGAAAGAGAAAGCAGGACAGAAGCAGGAAAGGACAGGACGUUCUCAUGUGAUUCUGACAAAAACUCAUCCGUUCAUGCCUUCUGCCUCUCACCAUGGAUUCUCUCCUUCACAACUGAAGAUUCCUGUAUCAUCAGCUUCAGAAAAAAAUGUGUCUCUCCCACAGUCAUGGUUCCAGGAAUCAUCAGAUGCAGGGAGAAUAGCAUGUCCAGAAACAAUCCAUGAAGAACUUUCAAAUGAUGUAAAACAAUUAAAAGUACACUUGCUACAGAAAGAAGAGAAGGACAGAGGAGAAGUAGCAGAUACCACCAGUGUAGUGGAUCCCAACAAAAUGUAUUUGAAGGCAAAGAAAUCACCUGUCUUACAUACACACAGUUUAAGUGAUCUUCAGUGGAAAACUAGAGAACAAGAGGAGGAAAAGGUUCAGAAAGUUAAAAGUGGGCCACGUGUCAUGUGGUCUAAGAGUCCUUCUAGAUCCUCCCCACUUCACUUUAACAUGAGGACUGAGUUUCAAGAGGAAAGCAAACCGAUAUUAAUAAGACCCUCUUUUCCCCUAGUAAAGCUUCAGGAAUCACCAGAUACUGAGGGAGGCAUAGACAUAAGGCCAGUUGCUGGUGAUGUUUUAAUCCAUCUACAAAAAGGAAAACACGUGUCACAGAACAAGGAAGAGGAUGAAGUGCAAAUAGUAAACAUCAUAAUAUUCCCCAAACAUCAGGAAGAGAAAAUACAGGAAUGUGAAGGUGAACCAGGUGUGGUUCUGACCAAAUCUACUUCAUGGCCAACUCUGUCUCAACUGGAAUUGGAUAAAGAAACACACUUAGACAAUGAAAUUCUCAGACUUAAAAGCUCUAUUCUGCAGAGAAUAUCACACAUGGGGGAGACUGUACGUAGAGAAUCAAUUGUUGAUGAUAACUCGAAAGAUGUUAAAAAUGAAAAGCAACAUAUCCCUCAAAAAGAAGAAAGGGAAAUAGAUACGAGAGGCACAGACAUAACUUUGAAGUCAAAGAAGUCUCCUCGUUCCUGUAUGCUCCACAGAACAGAACUACAUGUGAACAUCAGAGGGCAAGGACAAAAGGAAGAUGAAGGUCAAGAUAAACCACCAGGUAUGAUUCAAAGAAAGAAGUAUGCUUCCAAACUUUUACCACCUAACCUUAAACUGGAGAGAGCUACGCAAGCGGAUGAAGAAAGGCUUGGAGGUAAGACAUCCUGUUUACUUCCACUAAUGCCUUCAGUGUUACCAGAUACAGAGAAAACAGCAGCUGCAGAGGCAAGGAGUGGUGAUGUAAGAAAAGGAAAAGCAUAUAGGUCACAGAAAGAAAACAGGCAUGAAGUGAAUACAAUAGAGAUGAGGGUCAGGAUACGCGGCCAAGAGUCAAGGAGUUCACCAAUUUCACAUAUCCUUAAUGCAAAGGAAUUAGUGUUGAAUAUUAACAAACUGGAGAAAAAAGUACACAAAGAUAAAGACAAAGCAUGUGUGAUUCUGCCACGGACUUUUCUUUCUGUACCAUCGGUGCCUCCUCUUUAUGUGGAUUCAGGGAACAAAAUAGACAAAGACACACCAGGAAUCGAAGGACCGUCUGGUCCACAGCGAAAUCUCCGGGUACCCUCAAAUAUCCAGAAAAUAACAAAGAGAGACUCAGUUGAAGGCGAUGACAAAAACAUUGUUAAGCAAGCAGGACAGUACGUGCCUCACCCAGAGGCAGAGCCACAGUGGACCUCAAACUUCAAGAUCGGCGUUCAGCAAAGGAAGGAACCUUCACCAGUCAGGUCAAGAGAAUAUUUGAGUCAGUUAGUUUUAAAUUCACAGGAUCAGGACGUUUAUUUCACAGGGUUUGGUACCAGAAGAAGCGGAAAAAGGCUGGAAUGGCUCUUUACAAAGAAAAAGGCUCAGCCAGAAAAAUACAAAACAGAAACUUUUACUGCGUUUCUUUCCUAUCCCACAAUGGAUGCAACUAAAAUGUGUGGUCGGGAGGAAGAAACUGAAAUAAUGGACAACUUAAACCAUAAAAUCAGUCCCGAGGUUUCAGUUUCACUGCUAAGGAAAAUAUCUAAGGAACUACACAUCACUCUUGGCACCCUUGCAAGUUCAAAAGGAUUUUCUAUUUCAGAGAGACAUGCUCACCAGCAAGAAACUUCAUUGAAAGUAUCUCCAGAACUUGCAGGUUCAUGCACAUUUGAUAAGCCAGGGGAAGAUGUACAAAGUAAUGAUAAAAUCAGCAAAAGAUUUUCUCCCAAGGUGUUAGCACCACAGACAAAGGGAUCACUCAAAAAAAUAGAUAUCGUCACCAAUUGGAAUGCCCCACAAAAUAUAGAAGAACAAGAUAUUGGCAUGAAAAAGCAAGUGAUGCGACAGUUGGAACAUGGGCACAAGACCAGGCCGAACACUCUCCUUUCUCUUAAGUUUCCACUUCGAUGUGGAAGGGAGAAGACACCAUCGGAAACAGAUGUGGACCAGAAAACAACAGCGCAGCCCAGCCUACAGAUACUCCAGAUACUACCAGGGACACAUAUAGAUGUGACAGAGAUUGACACUGCAAGAGGGGGAAAGGAGCAGGCAUUGCUCAUUUCAGAACAAGAGGAAUGUUUUCUGGAAUUGCUUCCCAAGUCCCUAUAUCCUCCCUGGACUUUUCCACUUCAAUCAGGGGAUCUGAAAGAAAAAGAUCAAACAGACACAAACACCAAUGUAAAUGUAGAGCAGAAACAAUCAGAAGUGGACCAUGGUAGUGCUGUGAAUCAGAAAGAAGGGAAAUUAAAAAUAGGCACAAACAGAGCUUUACAUCUGGAAGAAGAUAAAACGGAGUUGCAUAAGGGCGGGACUGCCAAUCUGGAGAAGGAGAAAGUAAGAAUGGACACAAGCCAUAGUGCACACCUGCACCUUCCAUCUCUAAAGGCAGAAGAAUCUCAAGUGAAGACGCAGGUCAUCACUCAUGGGGAGAAGAGCCGCCUAAUCGUGCAAAAACAGAAAAAUGAACUAGAGGCAUCUAACGCAAAACAAAACACUCAACUACAAAAAUUGUUUCAAAGAAAUAUCCUGGAUUCUUUUUAUUCCUAUGUUCCUCUUUCUUCCAAACGUAAAGACCAAAAAGGCAGAUUAACAAUAACAGAUCUGGAAAGAGAAUUGAGCACCAAAUAUUUAACCAUGAAAAUCCAGAAACACCCAAUUCCACAGAUGCUUAAUAUCACAGGGCGUGGUACACCAAGCAAUAGAAAGAAAUUAGAGUCUGAUGUUAAGUUAAAGAACAUAGUUUUGUGGAGUAAAGAUAUCUCAGGAGUAUUUAUCAGAAGCAUUUCUAUUUCCAUGAUGAGUUCACCUCACCCUGACUCUAAGACAAACCUAGAAAGAGAAAAGGGAAUCUGCCUUUCUAAAUUCCAGGAAAAAUCACCAAACACUCGUGACAUUUUUAAGAGAGACAGUUUAACAAUUGUAAAAGGGAAGCGGAAUUUUACAAGCACAGCUCCACAAGAUCCCCAGCCCUUUGUAGCAGCUAAACAACAAAUGCAGAAACUUCCUAAUGUCAAAUCAGAAGCAAACCUCAGAAGUGAAAUGAAUAAAAAAUACUUAAAGUCGCAAACAAAAGGAUGGGUUGUCUUAGGGAACGAUGUCUCAAGGGUCAUUAAAAAACCAGACUUGCAUAUCAUCGAGCAAGAAGAAAUGAUUCCCAAAUGCAUUCUGACCCCCACAGAGUGUCCAUCUAUGCUUGAAGAGCCAAAGUUACCCAAGCAAAGGGAUCAGAGUGAACCACUGUGGGAUAUGACCACACAAAAUGUUCAGCAACAAAAUGCUUUCCCAGGAACUGUGCCCAUACCACCUCAAGUUAAAAGUAAUGAAGUCAAAAUAGUUGCAGACAGUACAAAUGCAGAACAUUUACUUCCUAUUUGUGAAGCAACCAAAGAUAUCUCUGAAUCCCAUGUUAAAAAUAUGCUCCAAGACAAAGUUUCUUCUGAUAAACUGGAUAACAUACAAGCCUACAAGCCUGAUGACUUGAAGUUAGUACCUUUUCCAGAGGGUUCACAUACAACAUCAACAGCAAAAUAUCCCAAAAUGCAGCACAAACCCCUUUUAGAACAGUUUACUCCCAAAGAAAAAAAUAAGCUUACUAAUCAUUUAGAGUCAAAAGCAUUUGAAAUACAACUGAAUCUGAUGCCAGAGAUGGCAAAAAAAUCUUUACGCAUGUUCAACUUUUAUCCAAAAGGGACUCUUUCAAACGAUAACAGCUGGAAGUUCUAUUCGAGACAUAAAACAAUGAGCUUUAUGUCUCUAGAAGGGAUUGAUACCAUAGAACCUAACUCAAAACACAAAUACCAAAAUAAUUCACCUCCUACCAGCAAUGUGAAGACGCUGACUGUUGAUGUUUCAAGUGACAGUGUGGAGACCACAAAGCUACAGAGUAUUCAUAAACUAGAAAGUGGAACAUCUUCAGUGACUUCUGCUAGUGAGAUGCUAUUGCCUCAUACCCUCCAAAACCACUCAGCAAAAGAAAAAGCCAAACUCCUCAUGCACUUUUCUGUGAAAACAUUGGAGAUACACAUGAAAGCCUUUCCCGGAAUUGUAAGAGAAUCUCAUGCAAUGACCAGUGCUCAGGAGAGAAAGAAACCUCUCUCUAACUGUGUCCAUUCUGGUAUCACAAGACCAAAAAGACAAAACAGAAUUUUGUUACUUUUUGAGGAAAAAUCUCUCCAUCAAAUAGAUCUUGAUUUACAAUACAAAUACCUUCGUUUUCUCCUGGGGCCUCCUGUUGGAAGUACAUUCCCUAAGCCAAAUGUACUCCCCAAACAUAAUAAGUUAAACACAGUUGGAAUGUGUCAAAAAGUAGAUGCUGGUGGAGAAAGUGGGAGUCUUCCCAUUGAUACAGAACUGUUGGAGCAACAUAUUUCUUUCAAAAGGCAAAGUCCCCAUGAAAACUCAUCGCUUAUCAGGAAAUUCCCAGAGCCAACCCUCGUGUGUGAAUCUGACCGUGAUCUGCACAGCCCGAGGAAGAAAGAUUCUCAAGUUCUUUCACAUUCAGAAUUCCACGUGACUCCAGAAAAAGACAAACAAUAUCAUGUAUGGUUUCAAGAAACAAAUACAUAUAAAUCGAUCGAUUUAAGGACUCAGAGCAAUGCUAUUGGUUCAGCUGAUUCACAUGAAACUCAGAUUUCGAAAGAUUUUAUUGAUAUUCAGACAAAUAUUGAGAGUCCAGCUGAGUUGGACAAAUGUCCAGAUCUUGAAGUAAGUGAGAGUGAGGAAUGCAUGUUUCUGGAAGCCAACUCUUAUUUAAAUCGGGAAUCACAAAACAUUCUAUUUGAAUUACAGACAGGCAUGCCUUUGGAAAAUCCCUACAAAAUCACAAGUGAUUUGAAAUCAUUUUACAGUGACGAUUCAGGUUCGCAUUGUACUAGAGGGUACAGAAAGCAAACCUUAUUUAUUACAACGCCUUCUUAUAAGUCCCACGAAACCAGGAAAUAUAGAUCAUCUUCCAAAAUGAAAUCUCCUGACUGGUUGUGUCAUCGUUCAUUAAAUACUAUGGAAAUUCAGUCUAGGUCAUCUGGUGUAUCACUCAGUGAAGAGAAACUUUCAUGGACUACCAGGAGCAGAACAAGUUAUUCUUUAGCUUCUUUAACAGAGUCAAAUAUUAAAUUGCAUCUUGCAAAAAACCAAGACAAGUCUCACAUGCACCCAGAAAGAAAAGAAAGAAAAAAGGCCAGAUUUGAUUUAUUUAAGAAGAAAAACAGUCACUGGGACCACGAUUACAGUUGUACACACAGUAAAGAGAAAUGGGCCAGAAAGAAGACAGUGCAUGAUUAUGAGUCAGAACGAUUGGUUUGUUUCCAAAGCAAACAUAAAUCAACAUCAAAACCUCAUCGUGAUGAUAUCAACUUCGAUUCUGAAAGAAAACAAAACCGACCCUUUUUUUUUGCGUGUGUACCAGCAGACUCACUGGAGGUCAUACCCAAAACCAUCUGCUGGACUAUUCCCCCUGAAACCUUAAGGAAAAGAAACUUCAGAGUUCCCCUAGUGGCAAAGAUUUCAAGUUCUUGGAAUAUAUGGAGUUCCUCCAAAAAGUUGCUGGGGUCGCUUUCGGGGUCCCUUAGUUCAGUUUAUCACAGCUGACAUUACCAUAGCUAAACUCCUCUGAAGUGGACAGCUGGUGGCUGUUGUGAUAUUCUGUGAAAAAUAAAAUCAUAGAACGUCCAA
Molecule: messenger RNA, 21723 nt
Organism: Sapajus apella (tufted capuchin)
Lineage: Eukaryota; Metazoa; Chordata; Mammalia; Primates; Cebidae
Gene: LRTM3
Product: coiled-coil domain containing 168
Exons: 4
Coding region: 1312-21639 (6775 amino acids)
Source: RefSeq, a predicted model, not a curated record